UGAGAACAAUAAUCCUAAUGUGAGCCCCACGUACUGAAUUCUUAGCACUGGCAGGCACCCUCACUAUUAAUUUUUUUCCUUAAAUUCUUAAUUCUCGAGGUAGGCUUUAUUGUCUCUAUAUUUCGGAUGAGGAAGCUGAGACCCAAGGUCACACAAAAGAUCACUGCCCUCUCUGUGGCAGCCUCCUCUCUCCACCUGGGCAGGGUGUUCUGUCUUCCCUCAUCAGCCUGGCUUUGAACUGCAGGCACUUCACCAGCACAGCAGCGGCAGGUAUGGCGGGCAUGGAGGAGCGUGAGGGCACCAUCCAAGUGCAGGGCCAGAACCUCUUCUUCCGAGAGGCACGGCCAGGCAGUGGACAGGCCACUCGCUUCUCUGUGCUGCUGUUGCAUGGUAUCCGCUUCUCCUCCGAGACCUGGAAGAACCUGGGUACACUGCACAGGCUGGCACAGGCUGGCUACCGGGCCGUGGCCAUUGACCUGCCAGGUCUGGGGCACUCCAAGGAAGCAGCAGCCCCUGCCCCUGUUGGGGAGCUGGUCCCUGGCAGCUUCCUGGUGGCUGUGGUGGAUGCCUUGGAGCUGGGCCCCCUGGUUGUGAUCAGUCCAUCGUUGAGUGGCAUGUACUCCUUGCCCUUCCUCACAGCCCCUGGCUCCCAGCUCCGGGGCUAUGUGCCAGUGGCCCCCAUCUGUACUGACAAAAUCAGUGCUGCCGACUAUGCCAGUGUAAAGACUCCGGCUCUGAUUGUAUAUGGAGACCAGGACCCCAUGGGUCAGACCAGCUUUGAGCACUUGAAGCAGCUGCCCAACCACCGGGUGCUGGUCAUGGAGGGGGCGGGGCACCCCUGUUACCUGGACAAACCUGAGGAGUGGCAUACAGGGUUGCUAGACUUCCUGCAGGGGCUAGCCUAAGGCCCAGGC
This is a messenger RNA of Cynocephalus volans (Philippine flying lemur), 914 nucleotides long. RefSeq names its product abhydrolase domain containing 14B (gene ABHD14B). Gene Ontology annotation, cellular component: cytoplasm. The coding region runs from base 273 to 905 and encodes 210 amino acids. Gene Ontology annotation, molecular function: hydrolase activity. Gene Ontology annotation, biological process: positive regulation of transcription by RNA polymerase II. Lineage: Eukaryota; Metazoa; Chordata; Mammalia; Dermoptera; Cynocephalidae. The transcript has 4 exons. The record is from RefSeq and is a predicted model, not a curated record.